AAAUCAGUUUCCUUCUGAUAACAACUCUUGCCUAAACCAUCCUAUAUACUUUGACAAUUGCACCUUUUCUCUGCCUCAUUAUAUACAUAUUACAGGUUUUUACUUACUACCUUAACAAUGCCUGAGGCACCAAAGACUUUUAGUGUUACAGAAGAAAACAAGAAAACUCUUCAUUUCAUUGAAGAGGUGACAACCAAAGCUGAUGAAGUCCAAAAGAGAGUACUUUCUGAAAUUCUCUCUCGAAAUGCCAACGUUGAGUACUUGCAGCGCCAUGGUCUUAAAAAUGGCUAUUGUACCGACAGAGACACCUUCAAGAAAGUCAUGCCUGUUAUUACCUAUGAAGAUAUUCAGCCUGAAAUCAACCGUAUUGCUAAUGGCGAUACAUCUCCCAUCUUCUGCUCCCAACCCGUCUCCGAGUUCUUGACAAGUUCUGGCACAUCAGGAGGGGAAAGAAAAUUGAUGCCAACGACAGAGGAAGAGCUAGGGAGAAGAUCACUUCUCUAUAGCCUUUUAAUGCCUGUGAUGAGCCAAUUUGUUCCAGAUUUGGAGAAAGGAAAAGGAAUGUACUUUCUGUUCAUAAAAUCUGAAGCUAAAACCCCAGGUGGACUAUUAGCUCGCCCUGUUUUAACAAGUUAUUACAAAAGCCCUCAUUUCAAGAACAGACGACCCGACCCUUAUACAAACUACACUAGCCCGAACGAAACAAUUCUCUGCCCUGAUUCUUACCAGAGCAUGUAUUCCCAAAUGCUUUGCGGACUCUGCCAAAAUGCAGAAGUCCUAAGGGUUGGCGCGGUUUUCGCCUCUGGCUUCAUCCGCGCCAUCCGCUUCCUCGAGAAACACUGGCCUCUUCUUUGUGACGAUAUUCGAUCUGGUACCAUAAACGCCGAAUUGAUUACUGAUCCUUCAGUGAGGGAAGUUGUGAUGAAAAUUCUUAAACCUGAUCCGGACUUGGCUGAUUUUAUUGAGGCGGAAUGUAGCAAGAAAUCAUGGCAAGCGAUUAUUACUAGGCUGUGGCCUAAUACAAAGUACGUUGAUGUUAUUGUGACUGGAACAAUGUCACAGUAUAUACCAAUUCUUGAUUAUUAUAGCAAUGGUCUCCCUCUUGUGUGUACCAUGUAUGCUUCCUCUGAAUGCUACUUUGGUGUCAACCUUAACCCCCUUUGCAAGCCUGCAGAUGUCUCGUACACACUUAUUCCGACCAUGUGCUACUUCGAGUUCUUGCCAAUUCAUAGAAACAAUGGUGUCAUGGAUUCUAUCUCCGCGCCAAAAUCGCUCAAUGAGAAAGAACAGCAAAAGUUAGUUGAUUUAGUUGAUGUCAAGAUUGGCCAGGAGUACGAGCUUGUUGUCACCACAUAUGCUGGACUCUAUCGGUACAGGGUUGGUGAUGUGCUUAGAGUUGCUGGCUUCAAAAACAACGCGCCUCAAUUCAACUUCAUUUGCAGGAAAAAUGUAGUCUUGAGCAUUGAUUCAGACAAGACUGAUGAAGUUGAGCUGCAAAACGCCAUGAAAAAUGCAGUGAGCCACUUGAUGCCAUUCGAUGCACACGUGACCGAGUACACCAGCUACGCGGACACAACCACCACAAUUCCAGGCCACUACGUCUUAUUCUGGGAAAUUAACGUGAAUGGCUCAACCCCAGUUCCUCCAUCGGUCUUUGAAGACUGUUGCCUCACAGUUGAAGAGUCGUUAAACAGCGUCUACCGCCAAGGCCGUGUGUCGGACAAAUCCAUAGGCCCUCUUGAAAUCAGGAUUGUGGAAGUUGGGACAUUUGAUAAGCUAAUGGACUAUGCUAUAAGCUUAGGUGCUUCAAUAAACCAGUACAAGACACCACGGUGUGUGAAAUUUGCACCUAUUAUUGAACUUUUGAAUUCAAAAGUCAUGUCCAAUUGCUUCAGCCCAAAGUGUCCAAAAUGGAUUCCAGGCCACAAGCAAUGGAACAACAUGAACUGAUUAAUCCCAUGUCCUACAAAGAACAAGUGAACAAUUGGGAUUCAAUUUAGUAUUAGUGAUUAUUAAGAACAUCCUACAUAGGCUAAUUAACCCUGUUCCCUUCCUCAAAACCACCACAAAUUUUGUGGGUGUUAUUACUUUUCCUUAAUUAAAAAUCUGUUCUUACGAGUUUCUUAGGAGCCACACUUUAUCCAUGAGAAUUGUUUACUUUUUUCGGAAUAAUUUUUUACUUUAUUUCAA
This is a messenger RNA of Lycium ferocissimum, 2190 nucleotides long. RefSeq names its product indole-3-acetic acid-amido synthetase GH3.6-like. Bases 118 to 1950 code for a protein of 610 amino acids. The record is from RefSeq and is a predicted model, not a curated record. The transcript is spliced from 3 exons. Gene Ontology annotation, molecular function: indole-3-acetic acid amido synthetase activity. NCBI's taxonomy places the organism in Eukaryota, Viridiplantae, Streptophyta, Magnoliopsida, Solanales, Solanaceae. Gene Ontology annotation, cellular component: cytoplasm.